Molecule: messenger RNA, 1040 nt
Organism: Drosophila eugracilis
Lineage: Eukaryota; Metazoa; Arthropoda; Insecta; Diptera; Drosophilidae
Exons: 3
Coding region: 240-686 (148 amino acids)
Biological process (GO): sleep; regulation of synaptic transmission, cholinergic; positive regulation of voltage-gated potassium channel activity
Source: RefSeq, a predicted model, not a curated record
CAGUUUCAGUUUAGUUCAGUCGCGUGUGUGCAACGCUUCGAGUCGGUAAUCGGUGGUGGUCGUUGGUCGGUGGUCGGCAGUUCGUGGCUAUAUAGCUGGUCUAUCAUGUGAUUAAAAUCGGUCCGGCAGCUAAGAAGACAACAUCUGUAUUCGCGCACGUAUCGGCAUCGCUAUAGCUAUAGCUAUUGACUCACCGCGACCGCCGGACAGUGGCAUCAACUGUUUUCGCGGGCGGUACGAUGGCGAUGAUGGCACUGCGUGCGCUUGCCGCGCUCGUUCUCCUCGUCACGCUGGCCAGCCCAGCUUGGCCCAUUACCUGCUACGAAUGUGAUUCCGUCAAUAAUCCAGGGUGUGGGGAGCAAUUUUCCGGCGAUGACAUAUCCACGACGGAUUGCGAUGUGGUGGCAAAUAUGCGUGCUCUAGGCCAGGAGGCAACGUGCAUCACCAAGUUCCUCGAUGGAUCGCCUGGAGACACGCGUUUUGUAAGGCGAUCCUGUUACUUCGGUGAUUCAUCGCAAAUAGGCUUUACUUGCGAUGAUGGUCCGGAUCCUGUGGUGCCAUAUAUGAGUUUCCUAGGAUGCACACUCUGCAACACGGAUCUGUGCAAUGCGGCAUCAGGAAGAGUUGGACUAUCUUUGGCCACCACUUUUACGGUAUUUGGUCUACUUUUUCUACUUACCAACUAAGGGAAAUGCGACGAGCUUAGAAAGGCGAUGAAUUUCAAUGUAUCCUAUUACCCAAUAUGUACUCCAGUAUUGUAUAAGAGAUCGAUGUAUCCAUAUGGCAAAUUAACCAACAGGAGACCCUAGCUGGUAUUAUUUUUUAAAGUUUUUCUAAUUCAAAUUAUUUUUUACGAUGUUUUAAGAAGAGAAGAAACUCAAAGUUGAUUUUUGUUUAAUUUUCAUUUUAUUUAAUUUUGUUUCCGUUGUUUUUAUACAUCCACUAAAAUGAUUUAACAUACAUAUAUCUUUAUAUAAUAUAAUUAUUCUUGUUUGAUUUAAUAUAAUUUAUUGAAUAAAAUUUACUUGUCUCCUACUUUA